Molecule: messenger RNA, 927 nt
Organism: Aspergillus niger
Lineage: Eukaryota; Fungi; Ascomycota; Eurotiomycetes; Eurotiales; Aspergillaceae
Exons: 4
Coding region: 1-927 (308 amino acids)
Biological process (GO): protein phosphorylation
Cellular component (GO): nucleus; cytoplasm
Molecular function (GO): cyclin-dependent protein serine/threonine kinase activity; ATP binding
Source: RefSeq, a predicted model, not a curated record
AUGACCGGCUAUUCAUGCCUCCAUCACUUCGAUGGCCUCCAUUCCAUGAUCUAUAAGUCCAAGAAUACGGACGGUAGCUUAGUGGCUGUCAAGGUCACUAUACCUCAUCUGUUAACCCCACCACAUGAUGCCAAACGUGAGGUUCAACUGCUUCGCGAGGCGGCUAGUCCUCGCGUAGUGCCCUUGCUGGAAACUGUCAGCCUAGACGAAGGGCGAUUGAUUCUCGUAUUUCCCUUCAUGAAAUAUGACUUGGAGCAACUACUUCGACGAGAUGCAUUGACUGCGGCGCAGACCAGGUCUCAUCUGCGGGACUUGUUCAGCGCAUUAGCACAUAUUCACGAGCUGGGAAUCAUACACCGAGACAUCAAGCCUUCCAAUAUACUGCUUGACUCUCCUGAGGGACCGGCCUACCUCGCAGACUUUGGUAUUACAUGGAAGGAAGGAAGUAUGGGAUCUGAGCCCGCGGAUCAAAAAAUCACAGAUGUUGGAACCACCUGUUACCGCCCCCCUGAGAUCCUAUUUGGGUUCAAGGGAUAUGGAACUGCUCUUGAUCUUUGGGCAGCCGGUUGUGUUGUUGCCGAAGCGGUGGCUGUUGGGCACACACAGUUAUUCGACUCGGGACCUGUUGGAAGUGACCUCUCAUUGAUCCAGUCAAUCUUUACGACCCUGGGGACCCCGGAUGAAAAGACCUGGCCUGAGACGCAGUGUCUCCCAGACUGGGGGAAGGUGGAAUUCUACAAGUACCCUGGCAAACAAUGGGACGAGAUCCUUAGGGGGGCUUCUACCAAAGCCCGCGGCCUUGUCAGCGAACUGGUGCGCUAUGAGAGCGGUCAGCGGCUGUCCGCAAAAGAGCUACAGCUAUGGAGCUGCCAACGCCCAUCAGGCAUUAGCCUCGGUAGUAAGGCCAAAGAGCCUGGGGACUCCUGA